Messenger RNA from Juglans microcarpa x Juglans regia, 582 nucleotides. RefSeq lists its product as uncharacterized. The transcript has a single exon. Bases 1 to 582 code for a protein of 193 amino acids. NCBI's taxonomy places the organism in Eukaryota, Viridiplantae, Streptophyta, Magnoliopsida, Fagales, Juglandaceae. The record is from RefSeq and is a predicted model, not a curated record.
AUGGAGGUAGAAGACUUAGCAACGCAAUGGGAGAGGCUACACCUCUCUAAGGAAGAAAGUUAUUUUUUCCAUAUCAAUCCGAAAAAUUACACCGAGGAAGAUGCACGGGGCAAAAACUGUCUGGUGGGAAAGGCCCUAACGAAGAAGAGUGUUAACAAUGAGGCUUUUAGGGUCACAAUGUCUCAAAUAUGGAAGUUGGAGGGGUGGGUUAUUUUCAAGGAGUUGGGAGAGCAAUGUUUCCUGAUUGAAUUCCAAAAACUGAUAGAUAAAGACAGAGUCUUAAGUGGAUGUCCAUGGUUUUUUGAUAGACACCGUCUGACCAUGAUGGAAGUGGAUGAAACAAUAUCUAUCCAUGCUUUACAGUUUCGUUUUGAACCUUUUUGGGUGCAGUUGCAUAACCUUCCGUUAGCAACCAUGACUGAAGAGUUUGGUCAGCAGUUUGCAGGAUCAAUUGGUCACGUUAUAAGAGUAGAAGCUGAGGCUGAUGGACGUGCUUGGGGGAGGUGUCUCAGAGUAAGGGUAGCGGUGGAUCUCCAUAAACCUUUGCUGAGAGGAAAAUGGCUGAUGCUAGGUGAAAAAUAG